CGUGACCCAGCCCCUCCCUCCCCACACCCCGGGUCGCCGGCUGUGUUUUGGGGAAGCGAGCGAAAGUUGCCGAGUUCUGUGUCUCUUCGGUUCCCGCACUUGGCUGAGGGCGGCGGCGGCGCCUCCGGAGAGCUUGGGACUUCAGACAAAGGCCUCAUGCUACUCAUCCUGCUGCUGCUGUCUGUGCCCGUCCUCCACAAUGCCGUCUCAGGGAGCAUUUCCUGCUAUGACGACUCUGGGCAGCCUGUGGAUUGGUUUAUUGCCUACAAGCUGCCCAAACCCCAUCAUAGCCCCCCAGCAGAGGGCAUGCGGUACAUGUAUCUAGACGGCCAGACCCAGGGCUGGGUACAAGGCAAAAGCCUGAUGAACAGUACCGGAGGAGCCGUGGGACGGACUGUACAGCAGCUGUACAAAGAGGCAGCCCGGAGACAGGAGAAAACAGCCUAUGUCCUAUACAACGAUGAGCCUCCAAAGCAGCUUGUCUCCAGCCUCAAUUAUGAGCCUCCAGAUGAGCUUUUCUCCAGCCUCAAUGGCCAUACAAAAGGAGUCAUCCUACUGGACAAAACACAGGGAUUCUGGCUGCUUCACAGCACUCCUCAUUUCCCGCCCAGUGCAGAUGAGCAGUAUGACUGGCCUCGCAGUGCCCUAUCCUAUGGGCAGACCUUCCUGUGCAUCACACUUCCCUAUGGCCAAUUCAAAGAGAUUGGGAAUCAGCUGCUCUACACUGAGCCUCUUGUCUAUGAUCAUCACGUGGAAGGAACCUUUGCCCAGGACCUUCCUGCCUUGUUGAAUGCUUCAGAGGGGCAACACAUUGAGGAGGAGCCUUGGAACUCCAGUGUGACCCUCAGAUCGGUGGGGGGCAAAGAAUUUAUCAGCUUUGCAAAGUUUCGCUCCUUUGACGAUGAUCUCUACUCAGGCUGGUUGGCCCAAGCUCUCGCCAGUAACCUCUAUGUCCAGUUCUGGCUCAGGUCCAGAGGGAUCCUGCCUUCCAAUUGUUCUGGGCACUUCCGAGUCUACAAUAUGGAGGAAAUAGCCUUCCAGCAUGCAGCCAUUUCGUUUGCUUCAUUGGCGGACCAUUCCAAGUGGUGUGUGAGCAAAGAGAGUGAUCCUGGCUGGGCCUGUGUUGGGGACAUGAACCGCAAUCGCGCGGAGGAAUACCGUGGGGGUGGCAUCAUCUGCUGUCGCGAUGCAGCCGUCUGGAAGGCCUUUCGCUCUUUGGUACAAAAGUACACCGAUUGUGAUGGGGCCAGGCACCAGCCAGUUACACGGACUGUAAUCACCUGAGAGCCAUACUAGGCGAACAUGGCUCACCAAACUGGGUAAGAGUGCCAUGGGUGACUCCCAAGGGCUAAGCACCACCCCCUCAAAUUGUUCCCAUGAUCCUGUUUGCUCCUCCCAGUUUUGGGUCCUGGUAUAUUCUGGUGCUGUGAACCAUCCUUGCUCCUGUGAAAUGGUCUCUGCCACUUCUUGGCUCCCCCAGUUUCCUGCCUUCCACCCGUUUCUGAAAAUGACUCCUUGCCAAACUUGGGAACAUGAUAGGCUUUGCUUUGGACUUCCCUCUCCUUCAGUGACCUCAAUAUAACAGCACCUGCCACAGUUCCGGGGGCUGCACGGAGAAAAUAACUGGCCCAUAGAAGUUAAAUUGCUGCAGCAAUGUACUUUUUGUAUGUCUGUGCUUUGUAUAAAUAUUUGAUUCCAACA
Messenger RNA from Lacerta agilis (Sand lizard), 1701 nucleotides. It is a transcript of the gene DNASE2, whose product is annotated as deoxyribonuclease 2, lysosomal. Lineage: Eukaryota; Metazoa; Chordata; Lepidosauria; Squamata; Lacertidae. Gene Ontology annotation, biological process: apoptotic DNA fragmentation. Gene Ontology annotation, molecular function: deoxyribonuclease II activity. The transcript has 7 exons. The coding region runs from base 157 to 1284 and encodes 375 amino acids. The record is from RefSeq and is a predicted model, not a curated record.